GGACCCGCCUCCCCGCGGGAUUGGAGGCCCGCGGCCCCGCCCGGCCCGCGAGGGCAGCGGGGAGCGAGCGCGCGGCGUGGACGCCCAGGGCCCGUGUUCCUCCUCCCGCCGCGGGUCCAGGCGCGCCGCGCCCCAGGCCCGGGAGGAGCCGCCUUCGGAGGGAGACGCCGGCCCGGAGGGUCCCUGCUGCCGCGCACAAGUGAUGCCACCAAGAAGAAAUGAGAAAUACAAACUUCCUGUCCCACUUCCAGAAGGCAAGGUUCUGGAUGAUAUGGAAGGAAAGCAAUGGGUGCUGGGCAAGAUGAUUGGUGCUGGAGGGUUUGGAUUGAUAUAUUUAGCUUUCCCCACAAAUAAACCAGAUAAAGAUGCAAGACAUGUAAUAAAAGUUGAGUAUCAAGAAAAUGGCCCAUUAUUUUCAGAACUUAAAUUUUACCAAAGAGCUGCAAAAAAAGAACGCAUAAAAAAAUGGAUAGAACACAAACAACUUGAUUAUUUAGGAAUUCCCAUGUUUUAUGGAUCUGGUCUUACUGAAUUCAAAGGAAGAAGUUACAGAUUUAUGGUAAUGGAAAGACUAGGAAUGGAUUUACAGAAGAUCUCUGACCAGAAUGGUACUUUCAGAAAGUCAACUGUCCUGCAGCUAGGUGUUCGGAUGUUGGAUGUACUGGAAUAUAUACAUGAAAAUGAAUAUGUUCAUGGUGAUAUAAAAGCAGCGAAUCUACUCCUGGGUUACAAAAAUCCAGAUCAGGUUUAUCUUGCAGAUUACGGACUUGCCUACAGAUAUUGUCCCAACGGGAACCACAAACAGUAUCAGGAAAAUCCUAGAAAAGGCCAUAAUGGGACAAUGGAGUUUACCAGCUUGGAUGCCCACAAGGGUGUAGCCCUGUCCAGACGGAGUGACCUUGAGAUCCUCGGCUACUGCCUGCUGCGGUGGUUCUGUGGGAAGCUGCCCUGGGAGCGGAGCCUGCAGGACCCGGUGGCUGUCCAGGCUGCGAAAACAAAUCUGUUGGAUGAGCUCCCUGAGUCAGUGCUUAACUGGGCCCCUUCUGGAAGCAGUUGCUAUGAAAUAGCCCAAUAUUUGGCAUGUGCUCAUAAUUUAGCAUAUGAUGAAAAGCCAGACUAUCAAAUGCUCAAGAAAAUUCUGAACCCAGGUGGAACCCCUUUAGGACCAUUGGACUUUUCCACGAAAGGAGAGAGUGCAAAUGUGCGUACUGCGGACUAUCGAAAAGUUGAUUCGCAAAAGGCUGCAACAAAGCAAGUCAAUCAGAUGCAAAAUAGGUUAACAGAAAAAAGUGUCCACAGUGAGAGAAGUGCUGAGCCCUCUGCAACAGGGAGAAGAGUUCAGAAAGAGGAGAAGUGGAUUGGAUUGCUUAACAAAGAAACAGCGCAGGAAAGCACAAGGAGAAGACAAAAAUAUUGUGAGUUGCAAGAAUUUUUGAAUGAAGUAAAAAGUUCUCCACAAAAAGAGAGCUUUAUGCAGUUCUCAAACUCAUUUUAUGAACCCCAUCAAGAUUUUACUCAUCCAGAUAUAUUCAACAAGUCCAGAUGUCCAUCUUGGUACACGUGCACUUCCACAACUGGUACGGAAGUCACAGACUUAAGUUCUACAGGAUUUUGGUCUGCAAUUUCCCAGUUUACCCUUAGUGAAGAGACAAAAGCAGAUGUAUAUUAUUAUGGCUUUAUCAUUCUUUUACUUUUGAUGUUAGUGGGUCUUGCUUUAUAUUUUCUCUGAAGAUAUCAAACAAAAUCCUUUAGAUAGCUUUUAAAGUUUCAGUUCUUCACAGAAAUGUUACAUUCUUAUUUUAGGGCUUCCUCCCAGACAUUUUCAAGGUAAUUGGCUAAAAAAAAAAAAAAAGAAUACAUUUUAACAAAACAAGUUUGUGAACAUUCUAAAAAAAAAUUGCUUUAUACAAGAAAUG
This is a messenger RNA of Myotis daubentonii (Daubenton's bat), 1916 nucleotides long. RefSeq names its product VRK serine/threonine kinase 2 (gene VRK2). Gene Ontology annotation, biological process: protein phosphorylation. Gene Ontology annotation, molecular function: protein kinase activity; ATP binding. Lineage: Eukaryota; Metazoa; Chordata; Mammalia; Chiroptera; Vespertilionidae. The record is from RefSeq and is a predicted model, not a curated record.